Molecule: messenger RNA, 3380 nt
Organism: Porites evermanni
Lineage: Eukaryota; Metazoa; Cnidaria; Anthozoa; Scleractinia; Poritidae
Source: the annotation of a GenBank genome assembly
GCUAAUGCUGUCUGGAAAAAUGAAAAAAUCAAAAAAGAAAUUAUGCAGCUAGUGAAAAAAGAGGUCGAGCGAGAAUGCACACAUUUAUGUUCCAAGAAGAAUCCCAGUUGUUUGAGAAAGACAGACAAAGAAGACAUGCUCGAUUUUUCUAUGGAGAAACUCUGUUCAGAGGUAGAGGACAGGGCACCGAUGCUACACAUCGUUUUAUCAGCUGCUGCUAUCAACAGAAGAAGCAGAGCUGAAACUGAAACUCCAGCUACUAGAUUUGGUGCUGUUGGGAUGGCUGCUGCUGUGUGCCUCAGAAACCGAUCGAGAUACAUGAUUGCAGUGCAGUUCCUGAUCACUAAUUUCCUAUAUCAUUCAAACUGGCUGGUAGGUACUAAAAUUGUCACUUUGUAGUCACCACUCUUAAAUUUAAUUUAUCAUGUAUGGAUCAAGACUAGGUGUAUUUUCAUGACAUUCAUAAUCAACACAUUUGUCAUUUGUUUGGCUCAACUAAUUAAAGAAAUAUUUCUGUCCAGGCCUUGGCUCAUUAAAUCUAAUAAAUUUAUUGCUAUGUAUUAAAACCAUAUGUGAAGAGUACCAAAACAGAUUAUUUGCAAGGUAUGUUUAUGUAAUCUGAUCAUAAAUGUUGUUUAUCUUACUGCUGUGUACUUAUUCUUUUUUUGUAUACCUAUUCUUUGUACAUUUUUAAAAUUUGAUUUGUAUAUCAUCAACAGAUAGGUUAUCAGCAGGUCCACAUCAGUUUUAGCUGCCUUUUAACCUGCUUUACCAAAUAAACUAUGAAUGAAUGAAUGAAUGAAUGAAUGAAUAAAUGAAUGGAUGUCCUUCAGCAUGAUUGAAAAUAUAACUUUCUUUCCUUUGAGGGCAUUAAACUUCUUUUUGACAAAUAGGUAAAUAGAUCCAAGCUUUUACCAAUUGACAGUGUUCAUUGGUGAAAGCUUGAAUUUCAAUUUUCUUUUUUAAACAGUAGGGCCACACUAUAAAUGAUAAUAUUUUUUUCUUCUGCUUAUGUGGUUUGGGUAAAAACUAUCUAUAUGAUAGCAAACGAUAGUGUACAUUGUGAUCAACAGGCUUCACUAGCAAGGCUGAGCACUCUGAGGAUUACAACAAGCCAUACCUACCUGUACAAGAAGCUCGAUGAAUUUGGCAAGGACCAUGACAAGCCUAUCUGUGAAGCAGUUGCCAGGCAAAGUGAGUAUAUGGCCAGUGUGCGUGACCAUCCAUCUGCGGAAAAUGAAGAUCAGCGUUCAGAGAAAUCUAACAAGUCCACGUGCCACACCCCAGACUGUGGGCGCAAGGUGGUCUUUGACAACCUGGAUUACAGCCAGGAGGUCCACUGGAUGACGGAAGACCAUCAAAACACCGAUUGUCAUUGUGUAACUGCAAUGUCGACUGAGAAUAGGGUGCCUGGUAUGGGGUUAAGCACCGAAACACCACAGUUUGGAUUGCUUGAUAUGGAGAAUGGGGAUUGUCUGCCAUCUGCCCUCGAUAAUGCCAAGCAGCAAGAUAACUAUGUCAAGCUUGUUGAGAGAAUAAUAGUCAAUAGCAUUCCGUGUCUUGAAUACCUGGCCACUGCAUGUACCAACCACAUUCCCCAUCAGUAUAGUGGUGAGAUGAGAAAGAAAACUGAUACAGUAAGUAUGGACAGUAAUGUAGGAUGGCAGACUCUGACAAUGAGCAAAGAGAAAUUCCAAUGGGUUGGGAGUGGAUUAUCUUUAAGGCAAAUAAUAAUUGAAGUCCAACGGAGCUGGUGGUUUUUAUUGCCCUACAAGUGUUAUCAGAUGGCCUCCUUUACAGAAAGACAAGGUUUUCCCUAUAUUUUUGAGCACAAAGCAAUGCUAGGCAAGAAAAAUGUUACCAACAUGAUUUCUUUUCUUUCCAGGAAAUCGGAUUUAUUAUCAUAAUAAUUGUUACUGUGAGCUAUAUUUUCUCAAAUUUUCCAGGACACAUUAAGUACAAUUGGAAAAAAAAUCUUUUUAAAAUAGCCACAUUUCAGCUGGUAUUCUCACGCUAUCAUUGGCAGACUGUAAUGUGUCUGGAAUGAGGCUAAAGGGAAGAAUAAUUAUUUAUUUCAACAGGUCUUCUUGGGUAUGAUCUAUGAGAAUGAAAAUGAUGCUGAUGGUAUCUUGAGGGUUCUCCAGGAGCUGCAUCAAUAUGUCCCGUUUGAUGGAGAUGAUGAUGAAAGGGUAUAUGGCCAGCAAGGGGUUGUUGGAGAUCAGCUCAGUGUGGAGAGGGGAGUUAAUGGGCAUUGUUCCCUGGCAAAUGGCUUCACCCCUGAAGAGAGGCUGGAGGGCCUGCAUUUUGAGAUCGCAGACUGGCAUGGAGGCAAUAAGUUCACCAAGGUUGGUAGAUCAUUCUUGUAUGAAUUUCAACUAAAGUCGUGUUAUUCUUAGAUGUUUCCAUGGUUAUUGGCUUGCUACUGACAGUCGUUUACUACUGACAGUCGAGACUAAGUCUGUGGCUUCAGUACAACUCCAUGCCGUUUAUUUUUUCGUCAGUGUGGUGAGGCUGUUGCUAACGUGUCGUCAUUUUCUUUCAAAAUCAUAUCUCACACAAGAUAAAUUAGCUUAUCUCAAAAGGUGCCAUAAGCAAUUAUGUCAAGAAAUGAUUUAGUUUACUAGAGCCUAAUACUGCCCUAAUACUAUUAUUGUUAGGUUGCUUUUUCAAAUCUGUUUAAUGGAGCAUCUGCUGGAGACAAAUGCACAAUGUACAGUGACAGAAAUCUUGUCAACCGAAGGAACGUGAAAGGGGAUGUCACAGCUGCUGCCAAUGCCUGCUGCAGGUUUCUUCAGCUGGAAGUUGAGACUCAAGUAGUUGCUGCAGCCAUGGAAAUCCUUGGGAUGAGUAGUUUGGAUGAUGAAAAACCUACCAAGAAUGCUCCUCCUGAUUCCACAGAUGCAACAGAUGUUGCCAAAAAGAGCUACCUGAGGCGUAUAGCAUCACUUGUCGUUGACACUUAUGUCAUUGAUCAACAACGCAAUCUAGAUAUCCAGCAGUCAGUCCAAAUAGUAGAACACGAGCAAGGUGCAAGACAGCAAGAGAUAACAGUAGACAGGGAAGGCAGAAGGAGAUUCAAGUGCAGGGCUCCUGGUUGUAACAAGGAUUUUGCUCAUGAUGGAAAACUCAGGAGAGAUCAUGAAGCAAAACACAACUCUCCUGUGGCUAUUGACCAAAUUCCAGCCAGACUCUUUGUCCUGGACACACCUGUUGAUGAUGAUGACGGAGAUGACAUGCUGUCGUAUCAGAAAGCUCUCCUUGAUUAUGGUAUGAUUGUUAUAAACUUCUGGGAUGCUAUUUCUGAGGGAGAUGGUCAGCGUGUUAUUCGCCGCUGGAAGUUCUUCCUGAUGUAUUUGAAGCAUCAGGGAGGUUCUGCAACU